AGCCGACUACUCCCUCGAACUCCGCCCCCGGGAUACUCCAGGAUGCGCGGCCAGCCCGCAUGCCCUGGUCCUCUUGCGGCGGAGCCUGGGAAGCGCACGCCCUCGGACAUCCCCUCCUCCCUCGUGGGAAGCCGGGUGGAGUUCCUUACCUAGCUCUGGCACCUGCCCGGUCCGCUGGGCGUGAGCCUUUUCCUAAAGGUCCCUUCCCACCUCUUAAGCAGCAAGCUGGGGGCGGGGCCGGGGAAGCGUUUCCAUUAUCCCAUUUUACAGUUUAAGGCUGAGACCUCAGGUUUUUCUUUUUUUAAGUGGUCACAUAGGCACUGAGUCCGGGACCAACUUCUUCCCACUCUCACCCUUGGCUCCCUUCGUGUCCCUUCCCACCACCCCGGGACGCCUCUGAACUCUGCCAGCAGCGGCAUCUGUUUGCUGGAGGAGUCUCCCCCGAUAGAAUUGUACGAUCCUUGGGGGCAGGUACCAGAUUUUCAUUUAUGACCUAGUACCGAUGGCGCCCGACGGAAACUAGCUCUUAGUCGGCGCUUAAGAUGUUAAGUGAUACAAGCCUCAUUUGCAACCCCGACUGGGAAUAGGAUUUCAUAAUUCUUUAGUAUUUCAUGACAAUAUAAUGGAUGGCGAAGGGAAGGGGGGGGGUGUGUGUGCAUGUGUGUGCACACCACAGAGGAAGACUACUUUAAAUCUCUUGUGUUAUAAAGAGUGAAGGGGAGAUGUGAAAAAAGUAAAGUCCAAAAAGUGUUUAUAAAGCGUUUCCCUGCUAGCCUUGCAAGCCGUAUUAGAUGCUAUUACGUCUAAACGUGUGGAAUUCGUGGGUGUGGCCAGCGGGGGGCGUGGCCUUCUGUGUCGGAGCUUAGUAACUAACUGCCCUACUUUGGGGAGGCGGGCUUGGAACUCGGAGGUGAAGUUUUUCUGGGGGACAGUUAGUUGUUUAGAGUCUGAGAGCUCAGAAAGGCGAGAAUUGCCUGAGAAGUGAGCAGCAGGGAAGACAGUGUGGGGACUAAGCAAGGUGUCCAAGUCUGAGAAUCAGAAACCUGAAUUCAGGUUUGUUUCUGCUCGUCUGCUUGUAUGAUCCUGGAAAGCUCCCUUUUUCCUCUUUAUCUCGGUCACCUCCUCUGUAACACGAAUCGCUCGGACUGCCUAGCCUGGUCUAUUCCAGCUCUAAGUCUGGGAUUCUCAAAGUUUGGAAAGGUACAACAUUAUGGCCCUAGAGAAGUUAUGUGCGGAAGAUGUAGAGCACCCAACCUUGACUCGGAUUUUGGGAACGAGCACUGUUUUCCGGGGACUUGAUCAGCCGAAAGUGUCAGUCAAGGGCCUUCUCUUGCCAAAUAAAAUCAAAGAGCACUUUCAACAUGGGCAGGAUGCCAUAGCCACAGGGGAAUGGGAAAAGGCUGUAAUCUCUUUCUCCAAAUCGAUCAACCUUAAUCCCCACCUGGUGGAAUCCUAUGUGUUUCGGGCUGAAGCCUUUCUCCAGCUAUGUGACUUCGCUUCAGCUGCCCAGAAUCUUCGAAAGGCUACCUUGUUAGCCCCACACCAACAGGAGUUUAUGGAGCGAUUGUGCUUUGUCCUGUAUCUGCAGGGCCAAUGUCUCUUUGAACAUCAUUCGUACAUUAAAGCCUUAGACCUGUUCACCCAGGCUUCGGAGCUGCAGCCUCAUAACCCCUCCUACCGCUUCCGCAGCAUUGCUUGCCUUUUGGCUAUGAAACAACAUCAGGAAUGCCUCCAGAUGAUCACAAAAGAGUUGAAGCAGAAUCCCAGUCCUGAUGGCUUCAUCUUCCGAGCUCGACUCUAUAACUACUUCCUAAAGCCGAAUCAGUGUUACCAGGAUCUGCAUCGAGCUCUCACCUUGCAGCCUGAACACCCCGAGGCCAACACAUUGCUGGAAAAAUUGUUGGUUCAGGCCAGGAAGGUUCAGGAGGAAGCAAUGAUUGCUGCCUUGAAGGGGAACUUGGAGGAUUCUUUAAUCCGAAUCAACUGUGCCAUUGAGAACAACCCAAUGGACCCUGGCUACUACUUAUUCAGGGGUACUCUGUUUCGGAGGCUCAAGGACUUUGAUGCAGCCAUUGACGACUUUGUCAAGGCCCUGGAGUUAAGCCCAGAGAGUGAUGAGGAUAAUGAGGUUGCCAGGCAGGCCCAGCGCCAGCUGCUGCUUACGUACAACGACUUUGGGGUCUUCUGCUAUACCAAGUGCGCCUACGAAGAAGGCGUGUUGCUCCUCAACAAGGCCCUACGGGGCGAAAAAAAAGAGAAGGGGAUCUAUAUCAACAGAGGGGAUUGUUUCUUCAAGCUUGGAGAACUGACCUUUGCUGAAGCCGAUUACCUGGAGGCAUUGGCACUGUGUCCUGGGGACCAGGGUGCUCGAUACCGCAUGGGAAUGGUUCAGGAGAAACUGGGGCUUCGCAAGCAACAGCUGAGACAAUAUCACAAGGCCGAAAAACACUUCACUUCAGCCAUUGAAUACAACCCAGAGAGGGCAAAUUUAUACCUCCUCCGAGCGAGGAGCCGUCUGAUGCUGCAGGAUAUCUUUGGGGCUCGCCAGGAUGUUGUCACCAUGCUGCUCCUCAACCCCAAACACCCUCAGCUGGUUCCUAUGAUGGCAAACCUCUUCCCUGGGCAGUCUACAGAGUCUGUGCUGAACAGCAAGACAAUGGUGAUGGCCAAAACUGUCCUGGAGCGGGCGAUGCAGAACCAGUUCCAGAGUACCCGGGAUGUCCUGGGACUCCUGACCAAGAGUUCUUCCAGGGAGGAUGCUACGGGGCCAUGUCCUAAGACGGAAGAAGCGGACCUCCAGGAGGAUGUUUCUAGGAUUUCCACAGCAGAGACCCAGGCAGAGGAUGAGCAUUUGAUGGAGGACAGCCUAAAGCAAGCAGUAAGUCAAGAAGUAAGUCAAGAAGUGAAUCAAGAAGUGAGUCAAGAAGUGAGCCAAGAAGUGAGCCAAGAAGAGAGCCAAGAAGAGAGCCAAGAAGGGAUCCAAGAAGGGAUCCAAGAAGGGAUCCAAGAAGUGAGCCAAGAAGUGAGUCAAGAAGUGAGUCAAGAAGUGAGCCAAGAAGUGAGUCAAGAGGAGGAAGCUGGAAGCUCCCCAAUGGACCAAGCUUCUCUAGGGCAGACAUCUUCCUUGGAGGCCAAGAUUGCCGACCCAGACCAAAGUGAAAGCAAAACCACAGUGGUCUUUUCCUGAACAAGUGGGUGAUAGCCUUGGCUUCUUUCUUCCUCAACCCUAAUGGGGGGGGGGGGGGGCUCCGUCCAUAUUCACCUUUGCAUUUUGGAAGGAAAGGGGCAGGUCUGUGAGAUAGACCUCUUGAUGCUGAAUGAAAUCCCUCAGCUCCUUUUGCCCUGGGCCUCCACCUGCCCUGGGCCUUCGCCAUCUCCAUACCCCAUCAGUCCUUGGCCCUUAACCUCCUUUCUUGAUAGAUCCAAGGUUUCUUUAGAACAAAAAUGCCUACACAUGCUUUCCUUGGUCCCUUAAAUAAAUUUAUUUUGUAUCUUCCCCUCUU
This is a messenger RNA of Antechinus flavipes (yellow-footed antechinus), 3503 nucleotides long. It is a transcript of the gene TTC16, whose product is annotated as tetratricopeptide repeat domain 16. The transcript is spliced from 14 exons. Lineage: Eukaryota; Metazoa; Chordata; Mammalia; Dasyuromorphia; Dasyuridae. The coding region runs from base 1211 to 3187 and encodes 658 amino acids. The record is from RefSeq and is a predicted model, not a curated record. Gene Ontology annotation, molecular function: protein binding.